Chara braunii is the source of this 1155-nucleotide messenger RNA. NCBI's taxonomy places the organism in Eukaryota, Viridiplantae, Streptophyta, Charophyceae, Charales, Characeae. The record is from the annotation of a GenBank genome assembly.
CGGAUGGAACUCUCCGUCGGUACAUGGACUAUCGCGGCCUCAACCGCUACACGGUUAAGAAUCACUACCCCAUGCCUCGUUCCGACGAGCUGUUCAACCGCCUAGCAGGCAACCGCUUCUUUACGAAGAUUGAUCUUCGUAGCGGUUACCAUCAGAUCCGCGUCGCUGCAGCGGACCAGCCGAAGACAGCGUUCCGAUCGCGCUUCGACCACUACGAGUUUACGGUGAUGCCAUUCGGCCUCGCCAACGCACCCGCUACCUUCCAGAGGGCGAUGAACGAUAUCUUCAGGGACAUCUUGGAGCAGUACGUUCCCAUCUACCUCGACUAUAUCCUAGUCUAUAGUCGUACCCUUGAGAAGCAUCUCAGACACCUCCGCGACGUCCUUGACCGCUUGCGCAGACAUGGCUUCUACACCAAGCUGAGCAAGUGCCGCUUUGCCCAGCAUAAAGUGAAUUUCUUAGGACACUACGUGUCUGACCAGGGGCUCCACAUGGACGACGCGAAGAUCACUGCUAUUGCGGAGUGGCCCGUCCUCACAUCUGCCAAGCAGCUUCACAGCUUCCUAGGCCUUACCAGCUACUAUAGUGAUUGUCCGAUAGCUUACUACUCUCGUCAGCUUCUGCCCGCCGAGAUAAACUACACAGCUGAUGAACGCGAGCUACGUGUCCGGGCAGUAUCAGAGUUCCAUAACCAGGCAGCCGCCGGUCAUAUGGGCUUCCACAAGACGUUGGCUCAUGUGAGCCGCCUGUACAUCUGGUCGAAGCGCAAGGACUUUGUGAAGGACUACGUCGCAGAGCGUCCCACCUGUAAGGAGGUGAACAGUGCGAACCGCUUGCCUUAUAGUUUGCUCCAGACUCUUCCUAUCCCUGAGGGUCGUUGGCAGUCCAUCUCGAUGGACUUUAUCGGUCCCCUUCGUCCUCCGACCCCCUGCGGUCAUGAUGUUAUCUUGGUCGUCGUCGACCGCUUCACGAAGCGUGCACGCUUUGUUCCGUGCCGCUAUGCCAUCAGUGCACGUGAGGUCGCUGACAUCGUGUUUGACCGAGUCGUGUGUGACCACGACUUACCUCUAAGCAUCAUAUCUGGCCGUGACCCACGCUUUACCAGCUGAUUCUGGCGACGACUCCACGAGGUAUACGGCACCAAGCUCCGCUUCU